GUUCAGAUGAUAAGCCACACACGUCUACAUCUGGGCUACCAGCAGAUUUUUUUGAUGAAACAGAGCAAAAUGGUGCAAAGAAGUGUCUUGCAAAGAGUCCAGGUCCCAGUUUAUUGUCUGGAAAUUAUGAUGAUGAUGAAGAGGAGGAAGAACAGGAAGAUCACUCAAACAAAUCAUCUGUUACACAUAAAACUGAAAUUCCACCCCCAACACAAGAAGGAGUAGCUAAUCCUUUACCUCCAGACUUCUUUGACAGCAAAACUACUGCUGCACCUAUAGUUUCCCAUUCAGGAUCCAUACAGAAGCCAGAGAUACAAGAGAAGGUGGUGGAAAGGAAAGAAAACACAGCUGAAGCUUUACCAGAAGGAUUCUUUGAUGAUCCUGAGGUGGAUGCAAAAGUGCGAAAAGUUGAUGCUCCAAAAGAUCAAAUGGACAAAGAAUGGGAUGAAUUUCAAAAGGCAAUGCGACAGGUCAACACAAUUUCAGAAGCAAUAGUGGCAGAAGAGGAUGAGGAGGGACGGCUGGAUCGCCAGAUUGGAGAAAUUGAUGAGCAGAUUGAGUGUUACCGCCGUGUCGAGCUGCUGCGCAACCGCCAGGACCUGAUGAAGGAGAAACUUAAAGAAGCCAUGAGAUUAACAGCGACACAAGAGAAAGAGGAUGAAAGUCUGGGUAGUGAAGAUGAAGAAGAGCUGCAGGACUUGCUUUCCCAAGACUGGCGGGUGAAAGGAGCUUUGUUGUAGCAUUUCUGCAAUGUGGUUGAUACCCUCUUUACCUGUGAUGUGACUUCCGUUAUCAGAAGUGAGAUGCUUUUGUUAAAAUAUUUAUUUAAAGAGGAGCAUGAGAUGGUAAAGAGACAAC
Tinamus guttatus (white-throated tinamou) is the source of this 858-nucleotide messenger RNA. The record is from RefSeq and is a predicted model, not a curated record. Lineage: Eukaryota; Metazoa; Chordata; Aves; Tinamiformes; Tinamidae.